CGAGCGAGAACGCUUAAAAGCUUUCGGUUUUCGUGUGCCCCGAGCAGAUUCAUCUUUCACCCAGAUCGAGAAUGAAGUGCCUGAUUCUGGCCAUUGCAAUUGCCGCUGUCCUGGUUUCCCAGGCCACAGCUGGAAAUGUGAUUAUCGGCGGCGUCUGCCGGGAUUGCAGUCCGCCUGUGGCGGAAAACGUGGUGGUCGGUGGAAAAACCUACAGAACUGGCCGUCCGGGACAGGGAACCGUUUACAUCAAUUCCCCCGGCGCCUAUCCAGGUGCCUUGGGUGGCCCAAUCCACCGACCAGUGGCAGCUCCACCACGUAUCGCUGUUGGAGGACCAGGAGGUGGCGUCCGGUAUCCUGAUGGGUACAGUGGUCGCCUGCCAGGAGGAACCUAUCUGCACAACAAGGACUGCGUCGGCUGCAGCAUCAGCGGGGGCGGUGACUGAAAAUUAAUAAAGUAAUUAUUUCAUUAACAAGA
Drosophila ficusphila is the source of this 475-nucleotide messenger RNA. RefSeq names its product bomanin Bicipital 1 (gene BomBc1). The record is from RefSeq and is a predicted model, not a curated record. Gene Ontology annotation, biological process: defense response. NCBI's taxonomy places the organism in Eukaryota, Metazoa, Arthropoda, Insecta, Diptera, Drosophilidae. The transcript is spliced from 2 exons. The coding region runs from base 72 to 443 and encodes 123 amino acids.